Messenger RNA from Epinephelus lanceolatus (giant grouper), 7238 nucleotides. Its product is annotated as von Willebrand factor D and EGF domain-containing protein. Gene Ontology annotation, cellular component: cell surface; extracellular region. Gene Ontology annotation, biological process: anatomical structure development. The record is from RefSeq and is a predicted model, not a curated record. NCBI's taxonomy places the organism in Eukaryota, Metazoa, Chordata, Actinopteri, Perciformes, Serranidae. Gene Ontology annotation, molecular function: signaling receptor binding; calcium ion binding.
CACGUGAUGCGUUGAUGGAGAGACCGAGGACCCACCUAUAGGAGCAGACUGUGCCUCCUCCCUCCCUGCUCUUCUGUGGUGAUCUUACGCACAGGGGAGCCGCAGUGUGCAGCGAGCGGAGCGCAAAUUUAAGUCUCUAAUUUCCACAACAGGAGCGGGUGGAUAAGUGCAGUUUGCGCCACUUUCGCACCGUUUUUCCAAACUCCCAAUGGGAACCUGAAACCUGCCUGCCGCAUCUCUCAAACACGGAGCCGCAGAAAUGGACUGUUGCGCAUUUGGAUAUUUACGCAUCGCGUUGCUGUGGGUCGUGCAACUAGGAGCGCUUGCACAACAUGCUCCAGAGUGUUACCCAGGAGGUCAUCGGACUUUGCGUAAUCCCUAUCGCAGCGUCGACUUUGACUCCACGGAGAUCCAGAACACGGCCAUCCAGGACCUGAUCUGUGACCACUCGCUGUCGCCGGGCUGGUACAGAUUCAAGAUCAACAACAAGCCGGCGGAGAUGCCGACCACCUGCGUUGAGAUGAACCGCUGUGGUACACAGGCUCCGGUGUGGCUGUCACUGAAGGAUGCUUCCCUGCCCCGGCCUGGCGAGGUCCGCCAGCUCUCCGCCUGCGCCACCUGGCAGUUCUUCCAAGGCAGCACCAAGGACUGCUGCCUCUUCCGCAUCCCCAUCACGGUGCGGAACUGCGGCGAGUUCCUGCUGUACCACCUGCAGCCCACGCAGGGGUGCAUGGGAUACUGCGCCAAAGUCACUCCAGAGUUAGGACCCAGGCUCUGCCCACCAGGUGAGGUCGAAGUCAACGGCCGAUGCAAAGCUGCCGUCCCGUCCCUGCCGUCACGCCCAGUGAUCACCCCGGAGCUCAUCGGCCACAGUGUCCAACUGAGGUGCUCCUUCAUCCCGCCGCCUUGGAACCAGCCACUGGGCUUCCAGGUGGUCUGGGCCAGACACAUCGGCCACAGCAUGAAGGCCGAGAUCAGGCAGGAAUCCACGCUGAAGCCCUUCUCUCUGGUGGAGAUGGAUGGCGUUCACUUCAGGCUCGGAGAAACGUUCUCCUGCAGUGUGUCAACUUUCAGAGCCAACUUCAGCCACAGCAGAUCUUCUCCGAAAGAAAGUGAAGGUUUCUACGCAGGACUGAAGUUUUCUCCAGACUCGCUCCACAUCGCAGAGAACAGUAAAGAGCACGAGGUGACCGUGCACAGCACAGUACCCAUCCCCUGCUUCGACCCCGACCACGGCCACCAGUGUGGAGUCCCUCUGGCUCUGAGCGUCCACGACCCAGACAGUCUCGGACAUGAGGCCCCAAAUGUGGCGCUGUCCGCCUGCCAGGUGGAGCUCCAGCCCAGCGCCUGCAGCCAAGGCAGCUGCGGCCAGGUGAGCUUUUUUGUCACCGCCGUCACCGAUUUCACACAUGAUGGGAAUCGGCUGAGUCUGAUCGGUGUUUUACCCGGAUCGAGUGCACCGAGAAUCUGGAGAAGCUACGCACCGACGUCUCUGAAAGUCACGGUCCAGGACGUUCCUACUUCCAUCUGCUACUCUCUGACUGACCCACAUGUCAUUACACUAGACGGCAGGCGUUAUGAAAACCACCAGACCGGCACUUUUGUCCUCUACCGGAGCCUCGUCAGGGAGUUUGAGGUCCACUCUCGCCAGUGGGACUGUGGCAGCCGGCACUACGCUGUCGCCUGCAACUGUGGGCUAGCAGUGCGAGAGGGAAACGAUCUUGCCAUCUUUGACAUGUGCAACGGCCAGCCGCAGGAAACCAGGCCACAGCUCACCCUGAAGAACCUAGAUGACAGGGAGGGCAGUGGAGUCAGGGUGCUGGAGUCCCACCAGGGGAAGAAGGUCACCUUGAUCUUUCCCUCCGGGGCCUUUGUUAGGGCCGAUGUUGGCGAUUGGGGGAUGAGCCUGUCCGUACGGGCGCCCAGCGUUGACUACAGCAACACGCAGGGCCUCUGCGGCACCUUCGACCGCAAUGGCAACAACGACUUCCACGGCUCCGAUGGUGGCUCCUAUGGUCCUGAUGAUCUGCAUCGCUUCAUAGAGAGCUGGAGGAUAGCACCCGGUGAGAGUUUAUUUGACAAGACACCUCCUGGGACGACGCAGGAGGUCAAGAGGCCCUUCUGUCAGUGCCAGAAAGGAUACAGCACUUCCCAUCACACCGGCAGAGGGAUGAGGAACUUGUACGAUCCUUCCGCUCACUCCGACUGCAUAGCAUACAGUAAUGUGGAUUAUACAUCUGUGUUCCCCUCUAUGGACACAACAGUGGAAUACAUCAAGAGUCCAGAGAGGGAGGAAAGCAUCCUGGAUAUGUCUGCCUUUAGAAGUCAUCCUCUGGAGAGGAGGCACCUUGGGUUUCACACCGGGAACAAUCAAAACAGUGACGGUGGUCUUGAACUGGAUGGUGAGUUCAGGGAGGAUCUUCUGCUUUCCACUGACAGGCCAAAGAGACAGGCGUCAUUUGAAUUUAAGCCUGUUUUCACGACUCAGAGCCUCAGCCAGGCCGAUCUGGAGAACCUAGCCUACUUCUUCCCUGAGGAUCACUUGGCGGAAGCCCGGCCGGAGGUGCAGCCUGAGUGGCCCACACCGAGCGGCCUGACCUCCACCAAAGCUCUGGAGGUGUGCCAGAUCGCUUUGGCCAACUCCACCGUUGGCGCCGUGUGCCGAGGGCUACUGGGACGCCGUCUGGACGAGGCAGUGGAUCUCUGCAUUCUGGACCUGCAGCUCAAAGACGACCUGGGCUGGGAGGAGGCGCUGCUGCCGUACCUGGAGAAUGAGUGCGAGAGGAGGCUGUUGGAAAACAGGACCCUGAGAGCCUUGGAGGUGUCCGGUCGUCCAGGAACGUCCAGGGAGGUGGUGACAGCACUGCGCUGCCCCAACUUUUGCAACGGAAAUGGAGAGUGUACAGAGUGGGGCUGCCAGUGCUACCCCAGCCACAGCUUCUACGACUGCAGCCUGGCCAUCAGCCAGCCAUUAGAAAUAACAGAUUUGGAGAACGGUGGACUGUGUGACAUCCGCACCUUCAACUGUCGCAGCGUUCGAGUGUUUGGCCUCGGCUUCAUCGACUCUCCUGACCUCAGCUGCCACGCCAACAGACUUAAGUACAUGAACGCAGUUUGGGUUCCAGGGGAAAAACAGAGAACAAAAGCCACCUUCCUCAGCUCCAAGGCUUUAGACUGCGCCGUGCCAUCUCUGAGCAACACAGCCGUCAACACAGAAGACUUCAUGAUGGACGACAAACCAUACGCACGCUGGGAGAUUAAGGUCACCAACGAUGGCUCCCAGUACAGCCAGGCCAAGGUGCUGACGAUCUACGAUGGCGUUUGCCAGGUGUGCGACGCAUCGCGCUCAGGACUCUGUAAGUUAAAGGAGAGGACGUGUAACAUCGACGGGAUGUGUUUCGCAGAGGGAGACUCCAAUCCCAGCAGCCCCUGCCUCCUCUGUGACCCCGACACCUCCAAAUUCACCUGGUCUGUGAAUCAAGUCAAUGAGCCGCCGGCCUUCCACCAGCCUCAAAGCGCCCUCCGGACAUUUACCGGGGAGAACUUUGUCUUCCAGUUUGCAGCAUCAGACCCCGAGGGCUCGGCACUCCUCUUCCAGCUGGAGGAGGGGCCAAAGGGUGCCGUCCUCUCCCCUGCCGGCCUUCUUAUCUGGAGGGUCCCAUCUUUUCCUGAGGAGGAGGGGCGUCAGUCGAGUAGCUUGGUUCGCUUCACGCUGUCAGACGAGUGCAACGCCCAGAGCGCCUCCACCGUGAAGAUUGACGUGGUGCCAUGUGGGUGUAAGAACGGAGGUACCUGUGUAACGGACGUCAAUUUUCCAGCAGGCAGUGGGAAGUACCUGUGUGUGUGUCCUGAGGGUAGGCAGGGCGACCUCUGCAACGAAGAUGUGGACGAAUGUGUGUCGGCCCCUUGCGCAGUUGGCAAGUGUAUUAACACAGCCAGUGGGUACAGGUGCGAGUGUCCUGUGGGACUGAGAGGUAUAACGUGCCUGGAAGACAUCAAUGAGUGUGAAAGGAAGCCGUGUUUCCCAGGAGUCCAGUGCAUCAACAGCUUUGGCUCCUAUGGCUGCGGGCCAUGCCCCACAGACAUGAUGGGUAAUGGGACGAUAUGCACAGCAGUCGUGAGGACGGUCCCCAUCUCCCCCACAUCUGCUGCUCGUACGACGGACUACAGGAUACCAGAUGUUCUUUUGCAACCGCCCAAAAUAAAGACAGACACAUUCCGGAAGACCUCAAGUGGCAGCUCCCCGCAGACGAGGGCUGAAGCGGGGAGGACAGUUCCAAGGAUUGACCUGAACCGAUCACAAACUAAGACCCCCACAUGGGGACGGAUUCCAGGAAUGAGCCUGAACCCAGCGCUCACAAAGGCAGAAACUAACCGGAGCGUCACAGCAGCAACACCAGUUGUGACCCAAACAAAGACUGAUGCUUUGAGAAAAGGCCAAGGAAAACUUAACCCAUCUUCAACUAACACUUUCAAGAACAUCUCAAGAAUUAUACCAGACCAAGUAAAGCCUGAUCAGCCCAAAAUCAGCAUCACUAUUGCCAAGACCUCCACUGUAGCCCAACCAUCAGGAAGUGCAGCUUCAGGAUCUGGUCAGUCUCUGGCUGUGAAUGUGUCGGCGACGUGUGCCAGCAGGCCCUGCUUCCCCGGGGUUCAAUGCAUCAACCGCAGGCCGCCGCACGUCGGAUAUGUGUGUGGCCGCUGCCCGCCUGGCCUUCACGGCAACGGACGUGUGUGCAUGAAGAACGCUAAGGAAGCAUCCAAUCACCUUCCUCAGCAGCAGACAGUAAGCAAGACUGGCCGAUCCCCCUAUGGAAGCAGCAGCAAAGUCUCCCAGCUCCACCUGCCCAACCUGCCCACCAGGCACGGCAUCAAACACCUGUCCUGGUCCGUCACCAGAGCGAACCGAGACAACGCACCACGCCAGGUUCCUGCUUCAGGGAGGGGAGGCGGGACGGGGAGGAGAGAGGCAGUCACUGUUGGUUCCAGAGAUGUUCCCAGAACAUCAGUCGGCGCCCUCAAUACUCACAUCACCCACCACAGUAGCAACCUCAGAACCGAUGCCAGGACAUACACCAGAUCCAGCACGACUGUUUCCAGAGAGUUUACGGUUCCUCACGUGACGGUCUCCAAGCAGUCUCAAGGAGCAUUGACCAGUGUCACACCAUCUAAGGUAACACUGCCCGCACCUCACGUAUCCACUCAGUCUGGCAAAGUGGGGCAUUCCAAACAGACAACCCAGCCCCAGCUUAACUCCGUGGUAUCCACCCACGCCAAACCCUGGACCCCUCCAAGACAUGCCUUCCCACUUACUGCAGCCCUCACCGCUCUGUCCUACUCGCUGUCUGAGUCAGAGUUCUCUGCAGAUGGAGAUGAGGGUGAGACGAGAUCCGAAGGCCCAGAUUUGCCGCAGGUGGUCCCGGCGUUGCCCCUCACAACACCGGCCAAGACGGCGUACAGCGCCCCGCUACAGAGAGCUACCUCCAACCAGCCGGGGUUUAGGAGAGGUACAACAGCAGACAAACAUGCGACGACCUGUGCCGACCGGCCGUGCUUUCCUGGUGUCCCGUGUGAACCAACCGUGGACGAGGGUUUCCGCUGCGGGAGGUGUCCUGUGGGAUACACCGGAGAUGGACGAGCCUGUCGAGCUGUUUGCAGGCAUACAUGUGGCAGGAACAUGGAGUGUGCUCGGCCCAACACGUGCCGCUGCAAACCAGGCUACACUGGAUCUGACUGUCAGACAGCAAUCUGUGAGCCAGACUGUGUGAACGGGGGAGUGUGCAUUGCUCCGGGUGUGUGUCAGUGUCCCAGAGGGUUUCAUGGAGAAACCUGUCAGGAAGCUCUGUGCAGGUUACCAUGUGAAAACGGAGGCACCUGUGUUGGACUGCAGACCUGUUCAUGUCCGUACGGGUUCGUUGGACCUCGAUGUGGGACCAUGGUGUGUAGCCGUCACUGUCACAACGGGGGCCAGUGUGUGUCUCCAGAUGAGUGCUUGUGUACGACAGGCUGGACCGGACUGUCCUGUGAGACCGCUCUCUGCUCUCCCGUGUGUCUCAACGGAGGUUCGUGUGUCCGGCCGAAUGUUUGCGACUGUCCUCAUGGUUUCUACGGAGCACAGUGUCAGAACGCUGUCUGCAGCCCUCCCUGUAAGAACAGCGGUGUGUGUAUAAGGAACAACGUCUGCUCCUGUCUGCACGGAUACACCGGGAGUCGAUGCGAGAAAAGUGUGUGUGAGCCCAUGUGCAUGAACGGCGGCAGGUGCGUCGGCCCAGACGUUUGCGACUGCCCGUCAGGUUGGCGAGGAAAGAGAUGUGAUAAACCCAGCUGUCUGCAGAAGUGUCUGAACGGCGGGGAGUGUGUUGGACCCAACACCUGCCACUGCGCCCCGGGCUGGCAAGGCAUGCUGUGUCAGAUCCCUCACUGUGAACAGAAGUGUCUUUACGGCAGUCGAUGUGAGCGACCGAACGUCUGCGCCUGCCGCAGCGGAUACUCCGGUUCUCUUUGCUCCAGAAGGCUCCCUAUUUCCCACGGUUGAGACCCACUCACAGCCGACAAACACCAAACAAUUGGAGUCCAAUCAGCAGCGAUCAAACCUCCAGGUGAACCAGAGCCAUCGGCACAGAAGGAAACCCAAAGUGUCUCAUCACUGGGAAACAAAGCAGAGGAAGCUUCUAUCUUAGCUAAAUAAUCUCACAGCAGGGGGAAGUUUAGGUUUUUAUAACGUGAUAACAUGCAAAAAAUACAUCUGUAAAAACGAGACAUUGUGCUUUAAGAGGCAGGAAGUAUCUAGAAGUUAUACAGGUGCAGCUAUUUCUUAAUAAACUACCUUUGUCCUGCAGUUCUGCUACACAUCUGCAGCUACAGUGGUUGUUGCCAGGUAGAUUUCAUUAACAGAGAUAUUGACAGAGAUAAAGACUCCACAACGCUACGUUCUGCAGACAGGAGAUCAUGACCUCACCAUUCUGCAUCCCAGCAUUGCAUCACAUUUUCACCAGGACUUCACAAGCAGCUAUUUCAAUCUGAGUUUACUGUGAACGCCAUCAUGUUCAUGUUCAUGUUCAGGUCCCACACCACAAACCCAAACCUCUGUACGAGUAUUUAUUUAUUUGGUUGUUUUAUAUUGUCGCAUAUUUCCUGCUGUAUAUAUCUUAACCACUGUGUAAUCGAUGUUAUUUCUUAUUAAAGCGAUGUUUAUUGGCUGUUUUGUAAGAAAACAAAUAAAGAUCCUUCAAAGGUUU